Messenger RNA from Ochotona curzoniae (black-lipped pika), 762 nucleotides. RefSeq names its product basic proline-rich protein-like. The record is from RefSeq and is a predicted model, not a curated record. The transcript has 2 exons. The coding region runs from base 1 to 762 and encodes 253 amino acids. Lineage: Eukaryota; Metazoa; Chordata; Mammalia; Lagomorpha; Ochotonidae.
AUGUGUCACCAUCGCCGGCCACCCCGGCGCGGGGCGCGCGCGGGGCCCGGAGGGCGGGGGGCGCAGCGGCAGCAGCAGCAGCAGCAGCAGCCGCCGCCACCGUCGCCGUCGCCCCCGCUCCGGCCCGGCCCGGCUACUCGGCGCCCAGGCCGCCCUCCGCGGCGCGGGCCCCGGCCCUCCGCGGCGCCAUGGCUGCUGCGCCCCGCCGCGCUCCCCCCGGCUCCUGGCUGCCCGCCGCGCUCCCCCGGCUCCUGGCUGCCCCGGCUCCCCGGGAGCCCGACCUCCGCCGCGCCGCUCCGCUCCGGCCUCGCCGCCCCCCGGCUGCCCCGCGCGCGCGCGCCCCCCGCGCCCCGGCCCCGCUCCGCUCCGCGCCGACCACGCUCUGCGCCGCCCCGCGCGCCGCCGCGUCUCCGCAGUCCGCCGCCCCGCCCCCGGCCCCGCCCCGGCCCCGCCCCCGCCGCGCCGCCGCUUGCCGUCGCCGCCCGCGCGCCUCCGAGGCCCCGCCUGCCGCCCCUCGGGGUGCCGGAGACACCCCCCAAACGCGCCCCUGGUCCAGGCCGGGUGUCCGCGGGGCGCCGGGCGGCUGGCAGCCCGCACAGGCCCGGCGGGGCAGCCGGGGAGCUUGGCGCCGGGACCGGGGGCCCUGGGGCGCGCAGCCGAGGGAGCCUGCAGGAACCGGCCCGCGGCCCGGGGGGCCAGGGGCUGGAGCUGAGUGUGCCAAGGGGCCGCUUCCCGCACAGUCCCUCCUGGUGUGAAUUUUAG